AAUAGUAGUAGUACUACCAUUAAAAAUAGGAAACCCAAAUCUCGGGAUUUUUUUAUUUUACUCUCGUUUCAAUGGACGAAAGCAUGGCUGCUGCAUAUUACCCUCCACCACCACCGCCACCGCCCGGCCACUACCCCACCAUCUAUUACCAACCUCCACCACCACCUCCUCCUCCUGUUGUAGCCCCCCCAUCACAACCACCUCCACCGCCGCCAUAUGUACCACAGCAGCCGCUGCCUCCUUUUGCCACAUACGCUCCUCCUUAUGUACCUUACGCAGGUCACGAUCUCGUCCGAACACUAUUCGUUGCAGGUCUACCAGAAGAUGUGAUGCCUCGCGAAAUAUACAAUCUAUUUCGCGAAUUCCCUGGUUAUGAAUCUUCUCAUCUUCGUACCCCUACCCAGACUUCUCAGCCAUUUGCUUUUGCUACAUUUGCGGAUCAGCCUUCUGCAGUUGCAGCUAUGCAUGCCCUCAAUGGUAUGGUUUUUGAUCUUGAGAAAGGAUCAACCCUGUAUAUAGAUCUUGCGAAAUCUAAUUCCAGAUCUAAGCGCUCGAGAACAGCUGAUGAAUGGCCUGGCUUAGAUAAGAAAGCUAAAGCUUCUCCUGCAAUUCCUCAGAGCAAUUUUGAUUCAGGUUUUGGCAGCGUUCACUUGCCUGGAAUGGGUAAUUCUGCUUACAACAUGAUUGGUUAUCCACCUGCACAAAGUCAUGGGACCUUUGAUAGCAGAGCUAAAACUGAGACAAAAAGCAUAAAUUCUAAUAAUUCAUCAGCACCUCCAUGUCCAACACUUUUUGUUGCUAAUCUGGGGCCAAAUUGCACAGAGCAAGAACUGACUCAAUUAUUUUCAAGAUUCGCUGGAUUUUUGAAAUUGAAGAUGCAAAGCACAUAUGGGGCUCCAGUUGCAUUUGUUGAUUUUCAGGAUACUGCAUGUUCAACUGGGGCGCUAAAUCAUCUUCAAGGCACAGUUCUGUACUCAUCAACUAGUGGUGAGGGCAUGCGGUUAGAAUAUGCAAAGUCACGGAUGGGAAUGCGGAGGAAGCCAAGGUGAUAAUACAGAAGGGUGAAUAUGCUUUUGUUUAUGCAUGGGCAUCCACUUAGAUGCCACUGUAUUGUAUUCCUGUACCAAGUAUAUGUUUUAGUGCCAUUGACAGUUUAUAAAUUCUUAAUUUUCUUUAUAAAAUCAAGGAAUAGUUUCUCAUAA
Ricinus communis (castor bean) is the source of this 1202-nucleotide messenger RNA. Its product is annotated as U2 small nuclear ribonucleoprotein B''. Gene Ontology annotation, molecular function: mRNA binding. The transcript is spliced from 10 exons. The record is from RefSeq and is a predicted model, not a curated record. The coding region runs from base 72 to 1049 and encodes 325 amino acids. Lineage: Eukaryota; Viridiplantae; Streptophyta; Magnoliopsida; Malpighiales; Euphorbiaceae.